CAAGAAAAUGGUCAGGUCAAAGGACUGGACUGAAAAACUUUCAAAACCCUUUAUAAAGCAUGGAGAACGAUCACUCAAAACCAGAAAGUCUGGCUUCUUGGAAGAUAAAUAUAGAGAAAUGUGGAAUCGUUCAAGACUUACUAGUUUUAUUUUAUGUCAUUACAUAAUUUUGUCAUUGCAUAUUCAGAUCUCAGAUGUUUCCUUUGUUUGCUCGUGAUUUUUUCUCCCUACUUUAUUGUGCGUUUUCAGAUGAACAUGCAGGUUUUCUAAGACUAUAAAUUCAAGCCUAGUCUUCAUAUCAUCUUUAGGUGCAUCCUUUUUAUCCAUAGUACAAGUGAAUCUGUAAAAUGAUUUGCAGCGGAGUCCAUAAACAGAUGAAUUAAUUUAUUAACAUAUUCAUUUUCAAGCAGAAAAUCUGAAACGGUUCAGUGUCCCGCCUCUUAAAUAUAGUAAUUUAUUGCUCUUAUAUGUGUGUUGUAGUAACUGAAUAUCUGUUAGUUUAUUUGGCUGGCAUGUGGACAUCACAAGCAUAACAAUGAAGAUAGCAACGGGACAUUUUUUGUUUGCUUAUUAGUGCAGAUGUCAAAUAAUAAGGGAGAAAGAGCCUUUGUCCCUCUCGGGAACUGUCUGAGACCCAGCACCCAGUAACCUCUCUGCCAGUUUUGAAACUAGCUUCAAUCUUUAAGAAUCAAGUGUACAUCUUGUUCCAGUUCACUGAGGGUGGGCUCAUCUGUCUGCAUGGUCUCACCUCCUAGUACAAACGUCACAGCAGAAGAAGAGACGUCCCCCUCACCCCACCAGACCCUCAGCCGGCCUACUAUAGUACUAUUAUAGUUCAAGCAAAGGCUAAUUGUUGCUCCCUCACAAAGAGUGCACAGUUCAAAUCUCUGGACGGUGAUUCUUUCUUUUUCUACUAGGGGAAGAUGGCUGUGCUUGUUGUUUGUGCUCUCCUGUGCCUAUCCUGCUGGGUGUCUUUCUACUUUGUCCUGUGUAACGUUAACGGAUCCAGGAGCUACGAAUGGAACUGUCGACUCGUCACGCUGGUGCACGGGAUCCUGGCAGUCUGCAUCACAGCGUACAUAGGCUAUGUAGAUGGACCUUGGCCUUUUACUUAUCCAGGUACAAAGAACACCCCUCUGCAGAUAAGUGCCAUGGUCCUGAGUCUGGGCUAUUUUAUUUUUGACAUGGCCUGGUGUGUGUACUUCCGUACAGAGGGACCAGUUAUGCUGGCCCACCACACCAUGAGCAUCCUGGGAAUCCUGUUGACCCUUUGGUUGGGGGAGUCUGGCAUCGAGUCGUGCGCGGUGCUCUUUGGCAGUGAAAUCACCAACCCUCUCUUGCAGGCGCGCUGGUUCCUCAAGCAGACUGGACGUUACGGGACUCUGCUGGGGGACGUUGUGGACGUCCUGUUUGUGCUGCUGUUUGUGGUGAUGCGAAUCUUCGUGGGAGGCACAAUGCUGUACUGUGAGCUGAUCUCCCCCAGGCCGAGAUUCUUUAUCAAGUGUGGCGGAGUGGCCAUGUACGCCCUUUCCUGGGUCUUUAUGGUAGACAUUGUUCGAUUUGCCAUCCGGAAGAGCAAAAGCUGGCACAAACACCAGAGAGACCGCCAAGAGCUUUUAGCAGCUAAUGGUCAUGAAGGGAAGAAGGAGUGAUCGGCAUCAGAAGGGAAUCCAUUUAUGUCAUUUCUCUGCUCUUCGCUUUGGACACUUGAUGGAAAGUACAUGGAAAGCAACUUUCUCCAUGUUGAAGUGUGAUUUUAGAAAAAGGGAUUUUUAAAUUAAAAAAAUGCUAAGGCUUCUUUUUGUAAGGUUUGUGGAUUUUGGAGCUGAACAUGCAUAUAGGGUGCAAACAGCACUGACGCAGUUUAUAUCACUGAAAACCAAAGCAUGUUGUAUAAACACACAAAGAAAACCUGUGGGAAGAACAGUUGCCGUUAACUGUGACCUAGUCAUGUGUGGCAGUGUGGCUCCAAAAGGAAGUUCCCUACUAGAAAAGAAAAAGUUUACAUGUAAUGUUGUAGUCCUUGUGAAACACUUUUAGUGAUGUCAACAGACUAGGAUUGGUACUCAGGGAAAUUAAGUAAUAUCAGAAAGAUUGACGUGUGUUUGAUGUGUUUAAUCAAAUUUCUAUUUAUUUUGCAUCCCUCCUUUAAAGCUCUAUGUUACAGUUUUAUUGAGUCUAUUAAAUUCUAAAUGUGUUCUUUUUAGUGUAUUGUAAACUAUAAAUACAUUCUCAUGUUUUCUGAAAUGGUAACCCUUGUCAACUUUAUUGUACCAGAUGUGUGAGGGUGGUCGCGCGUGAGUAAUCAUUUAGACAAGAUCUGUGCUCUGCACUGAUAGCUCCCAGCUAAUUUAAUUUAAUAAGCUGUUUGUUGAAUGUUUCAGUCUCACAGAGAUCUUGUCAGAAAUUGUCCAAGCUUUGAUUAAAUUCAUUCUGAGCUAUCUGUACAUUGUGCAAGUCUUUCAAAAGGUCUUUUUUUUUUAAAAUAAACCAUUUUGAAAUAAACAUGUUAUACAAUGUUUGCCUUAAUAAAAAAUGUGCUACUGGGAUGAAGACAGGAAGUUUUUAUAUUAAGGGACUAUAAUGACUGAGCCCAGAUUUUUAUGUGCAUUCUUGUCUUAAUUGUGAGAAUAUGUUUUUGCCGCAAUAGGUUAAAAACAUGCCAUCUGUUUGUUUCCUAUGUCUGUUCACCUGACUGGCACUGAGAGAAGUCUCUGUGUGCAUCACCAAUACAUACAAGAAAGUACAAACCUAACUAGUGUGUGCCUUAGUUAUCUGAAUGUACCUUCCUAAUGUGUUUUUAUCCUUUCUCAUGUACUGUAAACUCAUUCAACACAGGAGGCGGCGUCACAAGAGCCAUUUUGGGUCGGGGUUUCAUCGUUCACCUUUGUAAUCCCUGUGUAAAGUGAAAUAAAAUAAA
Messenger RNA from Pundamilia nyererei, 2920 nucleotides. RefSeq names its product TLC domain containing 5a (gene tlcd5a). The coding region runs from base 924 to 1652 and encodes 242 amino acids. The transcript is spliced from 3 exons. Gene Ontology annotation, cellular component: membrane. NCBI's taxonomy places the organism in Eukaryota, Metazoa, Chordata, Actinopteri, Cichliformes, Cichlidae. The record is from RefSeq and is a predicted model, not a curated record.